Molecule: messenger RNA, 3183 nt
Organism: Brassica oleracea var. oleracea
Lineage: Eukaryota; Viridiplantae; Streptophyta; Magnoliopsida; Brassicales; Brassicaceae
Product: probable disease resistance RPP8-like protein 2
Exons: 5
Coding region: 196-2928 (910 amino acids)
Biological process (GO): defense response to other organism
Molecular function (GO): ADP binding
Source: RefSeq, a predicted model, not a curated record
CCCUUGUGUAACCGCCCACUAGUUUUCCCACCUACCAUUCUUAGCCUAAAGCAAAUGCAUUAUUACAGAUAGAAGCGACUGCAAAAGUUGACUUGCUCUUUCAUUGCAACUCAUAUCUCUUCUUGCAAAGAACGUCGCUGAAAGGUAAAUCAGAUAGAACUUAGUUGCAAUCUGUUUCAUAAAAGGAAAUCAGUGAUGGCUGAGGUAGUUUUGUCAGCGAUGGUUGAGGGAGUUGUGUCCUUUGGAAUGGAGAAACUCUGGGACCUCCUGAGUCGAGAAUCUGAGCGAUUGCAGGGAGUGCAUGAGCAUGUUGAUGAUCUAGAACGUCAUAUGAGAAAGUUACAGUCAUUGUUGAAAGAUGCAGAUGCCAAGAAACAUAAACACGAAGUUGUGAGAAACUUCGUAGAAGAUGUCAAAGACAUUGUUUACGAUGCUGAAGAUAUAAUUGAAUCCUUUCUUUUGAAAGAAUCUAGUGGUAACGAAAAAGGGAUCAAGCGGCGUGUGAAAGGGCUUUCUUGUUUCUUAGUGGAGCGCCGAGAUAUUUCUAUUGACAUUGAAGGCAUAACUAGGAGAAUGUCUGAGGUUGUUGCGGACAUGCAGAGCUUUGGAAUAAAAGAAAUCAUGAAUGAUGGUCGUUCACUGUCUCUAAAAGAGAGACAAAGGGUGCAGAGGGAGAUCCGACAAACAUUUCCUAAGAGUUCUGAAAAGGGCCUUGUUGGGGUGGAAGAGAGUGUUGAAGAACUGGUUGGUCAUUUGGUGGAGAAUGAUAACAUUCAAGUGGUUUCCAUAUCAGGGAUGGGUGGUAUUGGUAAAACCACGCUGGCGAGACAAGUUUAUCAUCAUGACAUUGUUCGACGUCAUUUUGAUGGAUUCGCAUGGGUAUGUGUUUCAAAAGAGUUUCAACGGAAGGAUAUUUGGCAAAAGAUCUUGCAAGAUCUUAGACCACAUGAUGAGAACAUCAAACAGAUGGAUGAGAAUAAACUCCAGGCAGAGCUCUUUCUAUUGCUGGGAACAUCUAGACAUUUAAUUGUCAUCGAUGAUGUAUGGAAAAAUGAAGACUGGGAUAGAAUAAAGGACGUUUUCCCCCAUGAAAGAGGUUGGAAAAUGAUUCUUACUUCUCGCGAUGAAGGUGUUGGUUUACAUGCAGACCCAACAUGUUUUGCCUUUACACCAACAAUCCUUACUCCCGAGGAAAGUUGGGAGCUAUGUGAGCAGAGAGCAUUAUCUAGAAGAGACAAAACUGAAUUUAGUGUUGAUAAAGAACUGGAAGCUAUGGGUAAAAAAAUGGUUAAAAAUUGUGGAGGGCUACCGUUAGCUGUUAAAGUGCUGGGAGGCUUGUUAGCUAACAAGAAAUAUACGGUUGAAGAGUGGAAAAGAGUAUAUGAAAAUAUUCAAACUCAGAUCAUUCGCUCAGAUGACAACAAACAAGAUUCGGUUUACCGAGUAUUGUAUCUGAGCUAUGAAGAUUUGCCAAUGCAUUUAAAGCAGUGCUUUCUUUGCCUAGCUUAUUUCCCUGAAGAUUACAAGAUACAAGUGGAUAGACUGUAUUAUUUAUGGGCAGCCGAAGGAAUAAUAACGUCAAGCUGCGAUGAACCAACCAUUCAAGAGAGUGGAGAAGAAUACUUGGAAGAGUUAGUAAGGAGAAAUAUGGUUAUCGCUGAGAAGGAGUUUUCGGGUUGGAGAUGGGAAUCUUGUCAAAUGCAUGACAUGAUGAGAGGAGUAUGCUUAUAUGAAGCCAAAAAAGAGAACUUUCUUCAAGUCAUCAAAGCCCCUACUACUUCCACUUCUACUGUCAAUGCUCAUACUCGUAGAUCUCGCAGACUCGUAGUACAUGGUGGUAAUGCACUUAAUAUGCUGGGAUGUAAAAGCAACAAAAAGGCUAGAUCUGUUUUGGGUUUUGAACCCGACAGCAACUUGUUGGAGCAGUCAGUUCAAGGAUUCCAAAAUUUACAAUUACUUAGGGUGUUAGAUCUGAGUGAAGCCAAGUUUGGAGUGAGAAUACCUUCUAGCAUUGAAAAGCUCAUUCAUUUGAGAUUUUUGAGCUUAUACAUGACUAACAUAAGUCAUCUACCUUCUUCUCUACGGAAUCUGAAGCUUCUACUAUAUUUGAAAUUAUACUCCAUGGAGAUAGUUCAUGUGCCAAAUAUCUUUAAAGAGAUGGUAGAGUUGAGGUACCUGUGGCUACCCGAUUCUAUGGAUGAUAAAACAAAGUUGGAAUUGAGUAAUCUUGUGAACCUGGAGUCUUUGUGGGGGUUCGAUUCGAGAAAUUGUAGCAUCAGAGACCUCCGUAGUAUGACUAGGCUCAGGACUCUCGGCGUAUUUGUCAGAGGCAAGUAUGCUUCUGAAAAUCUAGCGUCAUCUCUCCGUGAAUUAAGAAACCUAGAGACGCUUAGGUUGACCUCCUUCAACCAAUCCGAUGAGGCUUGUGAAGUGGAUUUCAUUUGGAAUUUCAUUCAUCUAAGGGAUUUAGAUAUGUGGAUGCAUAUGCCAAGGCUCCCUGAGCACUCUCGAUUCCCUCCCAACCUUUCACGCAUAUCUCUAGGUAAUUGCAUAAUGGAGGAGGACCCACUACCGAUUCUGGAAAAGUUGCUUCAUUUACAGUCUGUUGAAUUAGGCUUCAGCGCUUUCGUGGGGAGGAAAAUGGUGUGUUCAAAAGGUGGAUUCCCUCAAUUACGUGAGCUAUUUUUAAGGAGUCUAAUAGAGUUGGAAGGGUGGGAAAUCGAAGAAGGGUCGGUGCCAUGUCUUCGUACCUUGUCUAUAUGGGCAUGUUACAAGUUGAAGGAGAUACCGGAAGGGCUGAAGUAUAUAAUCUCUUUAAAGGAACUGGAAAUUUCAGGUAUGGACAAGGAGUGGAAUGAGAAAUUGGAAUCAGGUGGGGAAAGUUACUACAAAGUCCAACACAUUCCUAGUGUUCAAUUCAACUACUAAGGAGAAUAAAACGUCUCAGGAACCUACUCAGAAUCAGUACCCACUAUUCAUUGUGUGAUGGGAUAUAUAAGUCGUUUUUGUUAGUGUUGAUGUAUAAAGUUUGCUUCUUGUCUGCGAUAUUCCAUUUAUCUAUUCCAUGCUCACUCGCUGUAAUGCGAAGUUUGAAAUACAUUCUGUAUGUCGAACCAUAUUUUCUUCAAUGUCUCCCUUUUUUGUAUGACAAUGCUUUGAUAGUGAUCAUUGAACAUGUUUUUA